GUUUACAAUUCAAAAGUAGUUUAUAUAACUAAAAAUGUUGCUAUUAAUGAAAAGGCAGCAUCAGAAAUCUUGCUUGCGUUUAAAUGUACAACAAAGAUCGUAGGAGGAAAGGGAAAACCAGUAUUAAGCGCAAUUCUACAACGAAUUACUUUUGAUAUGUUGAUUUCUUAUACAAAUAAAUAUUUUAUUAAACCACCUCAACCAAAACCAAAACAUACGCAGCCGGUACCACCAAAUCAACAAUCAUAUCCACAACAACAACCUCAAUAUAAUUCAAGAAAUUCUAUUUCACCUAUUGAUGAUACUUAUCUUGAAGCAGAAAUUGUAAGCCAAAUGUCAACAUUAUGUAAAUUAAUUGGUCGACUUGCCCAAACGAGAAAAGGAAGUGACGAAAUCUCACGCGUAGCACCCAUAAAAGUUCGACAACAAAUUUAUUCAGUAUUAGGAUCACGAGGAUUUUGCAAAGAUAAUCAUCAAACAAUUGAUAAAAUGGCAAAAUAUAUCUUUGAAAAUGCAUUAAAAUAUCGGCAAUUUAAUAGCGAUGAAAAACAUAGAGAAUUCUGUUAUAAAGCAGUAGACGUAGUUAAAAAGUUUGUACAUUUAUAUUUUAGGUUACAAGCACAAGAACCUGUACCGGAAUAUUCGUAUUUUUUUGAAGCUGGUGUACCUUUACAAAAUAGUGUUAUGGAUGGGUCGUGGGAUGAUGAAAACAUGGAUAAUUUAGAAGUUGAGAUCUGCUCAUUUCCUUUGAUUAGUAUUAAAAGCAAAGAUAAUAGUAGGAAAAUACUUUCCAAGGCAGUG
Scutellospora calospora is the source of this 801-nucleotide messenger RNA. The record is from the annotation of a GenBank genome assembly. Lineage: Eukaryota; Fungi; Glomeromycota; Glomeromycetes; Diversisporales; Gigasporaceae.